CGGUGCAGGUCUCUUGGAAGACUGGAAUAAUCAAUGUCAGACUGUCAGUUUGUGAUUGUGCAGCCUAGUAAAGUGGCUAGUGCAGCCUGCGUGACAACACGCGUCUUUCAGUCACCACUACAGUUUGUUGUUGCCUGACAAAAUAUGUCGGAUUUUGAGGAAUUCGAAAAACAGCUGAGCGAGAAUCGACAAGAGAGGGAGAAGGAGAGGCACAAGAAGAGGAGUGGUAGUGGUUCUCCGAGCCACAGCGAUAAGCGUCGCAGCUGGAGCCGUAGCAGGGAGAAGAACAGCCGGAGCAGAGACAGGAGGAGCAGCGAGCGCAGCUCCUCACGAGACCACAAGAAGCACAGCUACUCUCCCAGGAGAACCAAGAAGAAACGGACCUGCAAGUACUGGGAUGUCCCUCCCCCUGGCUUUGAACACAUCACACCCCUGCAAUACAAAGCAAUGCAAGCGGCGGGGCAGAUCCCCACCAUCGCCCUGCUGGCCCCCUCCACCACUGCGGGCGUGGCCGUCACCCCCACACAGGUGCCCAUCGUGGGGAGCCAGAUGACCAGGCAAGCACGCCGGCUCUACGUUGGAAACAUCCCCUUUGGAGUGACAGAGGAGUCCAUGGCAGAGUUCUUCAACGCCCAGAUGCGCCUGGCUGGCCUGUCCCAAGCCCCCAGCAACCCAGUGCUGGCUGUGCAGAUCAACCAGGACAAGAACUUCGCCUUCCUCGAGUUCCGGUCCGUGGAUGAGACCACCCAGGCCAUGGCGUUCGAUGGCAUCAUCUUCCAGGGUCAGUCUCUGAAGAUCCGCCGUCCCCAUGACUACAGACCCCUGCCUGGGAUCUCCGAACAGCCAGCUUUCCAUGUCCCAGGUGUGGUGUCCACAGUGGUCCCUGACUCCCCGCACAAACUGUUCAUCGGCGGCCUACCUAACUAUCUCAAUGAUGACCAGGUGAAGGAGCUGCUGACAUCCUUUGGGCCUCUCAAAGCCUUCAACCUGGUGAAGGACAGUGCCACGUCGCUGUCCAAGGGAUACGCCUUCUGUGAAUACGUCGACGUCAGUGCCACUGACCAGGCAGUAGCAGGUCUAAAUGGGAUGCAGCUGGGAGAUAAGAAGCUAAUCGUCCAGAGAGCCAGCGUGGGAGCCAAGAACUCCAACCCUGCGGCGGUCAUCGAGGCCCCGGUGACGCUGCAGGUGCCUGGGCUGCAGCGUCUGCAGACGUCGGGCGUGCCCACGGAGGUGCUGUGCCUGCUCAACAUGGUGAUGCCCGAGGAUCUGGUGGAGGACGAGGACUACGAGGAGAUCCUGGAGGACGUCCGGGACGAGUGCUGCAAGUACGGCGGCGUGCGCUCCAUCCAGAUCCCCCGGCCCCUGGAGGGCGUGGACGUGGCGGGCUGCGGCAAGAUCUUUGUAGAGUACGUGUCUGCAGCUGACUGUCAGAAGGCUAUGCAGGCCCUCACAGGAAGGAAGUUCGCCAACAGAGUGGUGGUCACAAAAUACUACGACCCUGACAUGUACCAUCGACAUGAGUUCUGAUUCUGCGCUGACGCUAGGACAAAACGAGGGAGAGAGAGGGGGAGGGAGGGAGGGAGAGAGAGAG
Molecule: messenger RNA, 1591 nt
Organism: Osmerus eperlanus (European smelt)
Lineage: Eukaryota; Metazoa; Chordata; Actinopteri; Osmeriformes; Osmeridae
Product: splicing factor U2AF 65 kDa subunit-like
Exons: 11
Coding region: 145-1527 (460 amino acids)
Biological process (GO): mRNA processing
Cellular component (GO): U2-type prespliceosome; nucleus; U2AF complex
Molecular function (GO): poly-pyrimidine tract binding; pre-mRNA 3'-splice site binding
Source: RefSeq, a predicted model, not a curated record